Messenger RNA from Bombina bombina (fire-bellied toad), 2410 nucleotides. RefSeq names its product ranBP-type and C3HC4-type zinc finger-containing protein 1. Gene Ontology annotation, cellular component: LUBAC complex. NCBI's taxonomy places the organism in Eukaryota, Metazoa, Chordata, Amphibia, Anura, Bombinatoridae. Bases 1 to 873 code for a protein of 290 amino acids. Gene Ontology annotation, biological process: positive regulation of canonical NF-kappaB signal transduction; protein linear polyubiquitination; proteasome-mediated ubiquitin-dependent protein catabolic process. Gene Ontology annotation, molecular function: ubiquitin-protein transferase activity; ubiquitin binding. The transcript has 7 exons. The record is from RefSeq and is a predicted model, not a curated record.
AUGAGGAAAGGAGAAAACGCUCAACUGCGUCUGGUGGACGGACAGGUGUCCGGGAGCAGUAUCCGUAGAGUGGCGAGAAUAUUAGGUCCUGAACAAGCUCGGGAAGCAGAGAGAUUAGAGAAUUUUAUGCAUCUUCUACAACUGGAUAAUGAGGUUUUGAUCCCAAACCAAGAAGCCAUUGAGUGUCUCAUCUGUUACACAGCGGUUCCUGCUGGAGAAGGGGUGCUGCUCCGAGAGUGUCUGCACAGCUUCUGCAGGGAAUGUUUACGGCAGGUGGUAAACUGUUGUGAAGAUCCUGAGGUAUCGUGCCCCUUCCGAGAUGACACAUACGCCUGCUACAGUAAGCUCCAGCAGAGAGAGAUACGCGCGCUGGUGACACAAGAGGAGUACAGCCGCUUCCUGGAGCGUGGACUGGUGGUGGCAGAAAGUCGAAGCCAAAACAGCUACCACUGCCGCACAGCCGACUGCAAAGGAUGGUGCAUCUACGAAGACUCUGUCAAUGAAUUUAGCUGCCCCAUCUGCCACGCUCAGAACUGUCUUAUAUGCAAAGCCAUACACGAUGGAAUGAACUGCAAAGAAUACCAAGAUGACCUGCGCAUUCGUGCUCUGAAUGAUGCAGCGGCCCGGCAGACCAAUGACAUGCUAAAGACGCUGGUGCAGACGGGCGAGGCAAUGUACUGCCCUGUGUGUAAGAUUAUUGUCCAGAAGAAAGACGGCUGCGACUGGAUCCGCUGUACCAUGUGCCAAACAGAGAUUUGCUGGGUGACAAAGGGUCCUCGGUGGGGGCCAUUGGGUCCUGGUGACACUACUGGAGGGUGUCAGUGUAACGUGAACGGAAAGAGGUGCGACCCCAGGUGUCAGAAUUGUCACUAAGCACAACAGUGGUGACUCCGCGUUUAGCUGAAGCAAAACAUCCGAGACUGAGAAACUGGAAAGUUACAUCUCAUAAGUAACUGACAGCUGAUCCUUCUCACCUUGUUCGUGUGACAUGAUGGGAACUUGUACCUCUGGGUUUUAUUCUGAAUCUCCAGCUUUGCGUGCACUGUCCAUUUUUUCUGUGUAUAAAGUCAAAUUAGCUUUAUUCAGGGACUUAGAGCAUUUCAAUGCUACUGCUUCACACAGGGUAUUUAGCAAUACCAAAAAGAGUUGCCCAGUCAUGGCCUAUUGCCACAGCUGACAUUAAGGUGACUUACUGCUUAUGCCCCGUUAUAUUACAUUUGUAUCAUGUUACUGACUUGGUUUUGUUUUUUCUUUUUGCCAUUAGAACGACCUACUUGCACUAACAUAAAGAACUUUUACUGAGAUGCCUGACAGCGCAACUGUAAUGGUUUAUGGUGUCUUGUUCUGCGUAUGUGCAGAAAAUAACAGUAGCUUUAGUUAUAGGUUGUUAAUAUGUCACAUGACCUUGGCUACCUGAGACCUGCAGCAUGCCUUUCUGGAAACCAAGGGGUUAAAUGUAAUUAAUGUUGCAUCUCUAAUAGCCAUAUAUUUUCAAGGCAGCCCAUUUUUAGUAACAGAAAGGGCUUUCAAUGCAAAAAAACAAGGAAUAGAAAAUGAUAACCCCUCCAGCCGUGAUAUGGAUCAAUAUGGCAACUUUUGUCAUGGUCUAGAAAGUAAAGUUAGAUUUGAAACAAAACAUUUGCUAAUUAUCUAAGUUUGGGGUUUAAAAACAUCUUUACUGUGUGAAGGAAAUGCAUAAUCUGCAACUUGGAAACUUGUCUGAAACCAUAAAACCAGCUAGUGCUCCACUCAAUAAUGUAAAUAUCAAUACAAGACGUGAUUGAAUUGGUCUUCUAUUCAGUACAUGAAACAAUAAGGAAAGGUAUCCUGUUUAAUCAUCAUUUUAUUUAUGUGAUUUAUUUAACUGAUAAUUACACAAUAGUAUUUAAAUAUCCUGAGAAUGUGCAGUCUUUCACCAAAAUAGAAAAAUAAUACUAAAUCUGUGACUGGUUUCUCAAAGAGGAUGGCAUUUUAGAAAAUAUUCAGAAAAAAGGCCAAGUUAAUUUGGGCUUCAAGUAAUGGUAAAUUUCAGACUUUAAGAAGGUGGCAACAAUAAAUCUAUUAGUUUGCAAUCAAAACUGCAUAAUUAUUAUUUUUUAGGAAAGUAUUUGAUAAUCAAAGAUUUGAAAUCUCACUCAGUAUCGUCCUUCACCCCCUUCAUUACCUUUUUCAGCUGGGCUGACGUUAGAGAGCAGUCCCACCACUCUACGUAGACUUUCUAUGCAAAGGACAAGGACAAAGGGCUGGAAUUCGAGUGCCGUAUGGCACACACAAUGAUUGUAUGUUUUUUGAAAUUGUCAUAAAAAAGUUCAUCCCAGUGGGCCGGCAUAAGAUCGUAAUAGAAGUAUUACUAUCGACAUGGAUUUAACCCUAUCACAGAUAAAUAAAUAAAAAGAUACAUGUAUACUUC